This is a messenger RNA of Wyeomyia smithii (pitcher-plant mosquito), 1885 nucleotides long. RefSeq lists its product as uncharacterized. The transcript is spliced from 6 exons. Lineage: Eukaryota; Metazoa; Arthropoda; Insecta; Diptera; Culicidae. The record is from RefSeq and is a predicted model, not a curated record. Bases 654 to 1571 code for a protein of 305 amino acids.
UCAAAACAUCCUAAAUUUCCUAUUACUUUUCUACUUUCAACAUUUUCAUUGAUACCGUAAAAUGAACGAAUAAUUUCAAUGUUUGCGAUUUUUGGCUUUUUUUACAGAUGACUUGUUUAUUGAAAAAGAGGAUAAGAUGACUAUGCUUGUGCCGCUAAAAAACCUAACUUUUCCGUUAACUGACACAGCAACGGUCAUACAAUUGGAACAUUGUGUUCGAAGGGAUGAUAAAACAAGACUUAAAUACAUCAAAUUCCUCCGCCGCAUCAAAGGUCCCGAUGAAGACAUUGAAAACACCUUCAGUAAGAUUUGCACCGAUGAAGCAAUUUUUCGAAAGUUCAGUUGGUCAGCCGUGAGAUCAAGCGACCCUAUGUCUCAGCGAGAAUCGGUUAAAGAUUAUCUGCUCUUCUCCGAGUGUAUGUUGGAUGCUUGGAGCGAGCAAGGAUUGGAUGAGCUUGAUAUAGCCGAAGCCAUGAAAAACGUCGUGAAGCGCAUUCAUGUUCGAAACAAUGUUCGGCGGUUUCGGCAGAGCAAAAGACACUCUCCUAGUAGAGCAAGAAAAUAGAACUGUUUAUGUUUUAUAUUCUCAGAUUGAUUUACUACUAAAAUGAACAGCUAUAGUUAGAAUUGAAUCAUAGUUUUUUUUUUAAUUCAUGUACCUCAAGACUAACUCUAGAAAAAAUAUAAAAUUGUCACUAAUUAUUACCUUUUUAUAUGUUCUAUUCGUAGUUAAACAAGUUGCCAAACUUCGCAACAGGUUGCAAUGCUUGAUAAGGAUGAGUUCCAGGCACACUGACCCGAUGGACCAGCGGAAGCUAAAACAACAAAUUCAGGAAAUAAAUCACAAGCUAAGCAUGCUUGUGGCAGAAUUACCGGAGAGUCUAGAUAGCGACGACGAGUCAGAGCUACAAAUCAAAGAUGAAUCAACGACGAAGGUAAGGGUUGAUGGAUUCAAUUUUCCACUAAAUUCGAUGAUCGACAUUGAGCGGCUUGAGGAAGCUGUGCGGAACGAUUCGAGUGUACGAGAUCAAUAUGUUCAUUACAUCUCAAGCAACAAGCCACCAUCGAUGGAUAUAGUAAACUUCUUUUCCCGGCUUUUCACUGACGAAGCGUUAAUAAGCUACAACUACUCUGGUGUAAACAAUAUCGGUGAACAAAAAAUGCCCAUGAGGAACUAUAGCAUUUUUACCGAUUGCAUGAUUGAUCCUUUACGGGUAAUAGUCAAAACAGGAGGAUGCCUGAAAAACUCCUCAGAUGAUGACGAUUGUGCAGUUUCCAAUGGAGGGCGGAAGUAUAUGUUCAUCAUUAGUCGUAAGGGCGGAAUUCUACUGGUGCAUGAAAACUACAUCUAUCGUUCAAAUCUGCGUCGUCAGGGCCGUCAUAAAAAUAUUCUCUACUGGGAGUGCUCUCAGAAUAGAGCGGGAAAAUGUCGCGGAAGAGUAAAGAGCGUGGGAGAUUACUUAUACAUCUCGAACAGUAACAUUCAACACAACCACGAACCCGAAAUGCAGCGAAUUUCCAGUGCAAGGCUGAGUGGUCACCUGUCUUUUCGUACUUUUGAUUCACUAUGAAAAAAAGAUAAUUUCAAUACAUCUAAUUUGAGACCAAUACAUGUGCUUAUUUGAAUGACUUUCUUCGUCUUCUUUUGAAGUCAAAGUAUGCAUUACAUGAUCAUUCUGAAGUCUAAUAUUUCGAAUAUUUUUAGAUCAAUCAACACAACUUUUGAUUUACAUUAAAAGGUUAUGGCAAUCAAGAAGACGAUCAACUGUCACGCACAUGCCAUUUUUUGUGAGCUUGUUUCUGAUUAGAAAAAAAAACGACAAAAUACUUUGUUAAAUUGUUACAAAGAAAAUAGAAAAAGAUGGAAUAAAAAUGAUUCAAAUAG